UUUAUUUGAGUGGAACAGCUAUAAAAGAGCUGCCUUCAUCAAUUGAUGGUUUGACAGCCCUUACUUCAUUGCUUCUCAAAGAUUGUAAGAAUCUUGUAUGCCUUCCUAGCGCCAUUUGUAGUCUGAAAUUGCUGCAAUGUCUUUAUCUUUCUGGAUGCGCAAAUUGUGACAACUUGCCGGUGAACCUAGGGAAUCUCAAAGGUCUCAAGAAGCUUUAUUUGAGUGGAACAGCUAUAAAAGAGCUGCCUUCAUCAAUUGAUGGUUUGACAGCCCUUACUUCAUUGCGUCUCAAAGAUUUUAAGAAUCUUGUAUGCCUUCCUAGCGCCAUUUGUAGUCUGAAAUUGCUGCAAUGUCUUUAUCUUUCUGGAUGCGCAAAUUGUGACAACUUGCCGGUGAACCUAGGGAAUCUCAAAGGUCUCAAGAAGCUUUAUUUGAGUGGAACAGCUAUAAAAGAGCUGCCUUCAUCAAUUGAUGGUUUGACAGCCCUUACUUCAUUGCGUCUCAAAGAUUUUAAGAAUCUUGUAUGCCUUCCUAGCGCCAUUUGUAGUCUGAAAUUGCUGCAAUGUCUUUAUCUUUCUGGAUGCGCAAAUUGUGACAACUUGCCGGUGAACCUAGGGAAUCUCAAAGGUCUCAAGAAGCUUUAUUUGAGUGGAACAGCUAUAAAAGAGCUGCCUUCAUCAAUUGAUGGUUUGACAGCCCUUACUUCAUUGCGUCUCAAAGAUUUUAAGAAUCUUGUAUGCCUUCCUAGCGCCAUUUGUAGUCUGAAAUUGCUGCAAUGUCUUUAUCUUUCUGGAUGCGCAAAUUGUGACAACUUGCCGGUGAACCUAGGGAAUCUCAAAGGUCUCAAGAAGCUUUAUUUGAGUGGAACAGCUAUAAAAGAGCUGCCUUCAUCAAUUGAUGGUUUGACAGCCCUUACUUCAUUGCGUCUCAAAGAUUUUAAGAAUCUUGUGUGCCUUCCUAGCACCGUUUGUAGUCUGAAAUUGCUGCAAUGUCUUGAUCUUUCUGGAUGCCCAAAUUGUGACAACUUGCCGGAGAACCUAGGGAAUCUCAAAGGUCUCAAGAAGCUUUAUUUGAGUGGAACAGCUAUAAAAGAGUUGCCUUCAUCAAUUGAUGGUUUGAUAGCCCUUACUUCAUUGCGUCUCAAAGAUUGCAAGAAUCUUGUGUGCCUUCCUAGCACCAUUUGUAGUUUGAAGUUGCUGGAAUGUUUUGAUCUUUCUGGAUGCUCAAAUUGUGACAACUUGCCGGAGAACCUAGGGAAUCUCAAAGGUCUCAAGUAUCUUUAUUUGAGUGGGACAGCUAUAAAAGAGCUGCCUUCAUCAAUCGAUGGUUUGACAGACCUUACUUCAUUGAUUCUCCAAGGUUGUAAGAAUCUUGUGUGCCUUCCUACCACGAGUUGUAGUUUGAAAUGGUUGGAAUGUCUUGAUGUUUCUGGAUGCUCAAAUUGUGACAACUUACUAGAGAACCUAGGGAAUCUCAAAGGUCUCAAGAUGCUUCGUUUGAGUGGAACAGCUAUAAAAGAGCUGCCUUCAUCAAUUGAUGGUUUGACAACUCUUACUUCAUUGAUUCUCCGAGGUUGUAAGAAUCUUGUGUGCCUUCCUAGAACCAUUUGUAGGCUGAAAUUGCUGGAAUCUCUUGAUCUUUCUGGAUGCUUAAAUUUUGACAACUUGCCGGAGAACCUAGGGAAUCUCGAAGGUCUCAAGUAUCUUUCUUUGAGUGGAACAGCUAUAAAAGAGUUUCUUUCAUCAAUCGAUGGUUUGACAGACCUUACUUCAUUGAUUCUCCAUGGUUGUAAGAAUCUUGUGUGCCUUCCUAGCACCAUUUGUAGUUUGAAAUUGCUGCAAUGUCUUGAUGUUUCUGGAUGCUCAAAUUGUGACAACUUGCCGGAGAACCUAGGGAAUCUCAAAGGUCUCAAGAUGCUUCGUUUGAGUGGAACAGCUAUAAAAGAGCUGCCUUCUUCAAUUGAUGGUUUGACAGCUCUUACUUCAUUGAUUCUCCAAGGUUGUAAGAAUCUUGUGUGUCUUCCUGGCACCAUUUGUAGUCUGAAAUUGCUGGAAUCUCUUGAUCUUUCUGGAUGCUUAAAUUUUGACAACUUGCCGGAGAACCUAGGGAAUCUCGAAGGUCUCAAGUAUCUUUCUUUGAGUGGAACAGCUAUAAAAGAGCUGCCUUCAUCAAUCGAUGGUUUGGCAGCCCUUACUUCAUUGAUUCUCCAAGGUUGUAAGAAUCUUGUGUGUCUUUCUAGCACCAUUUGUAGUUUGAAAUUGCUGGAAUCUCUUGAUCUUUCUGGAUGCUUAAAUUUUGACAACUUGCCGGAGAACCUAGGGAAUCUCGAAGGUCUCAAGUAUCUUUCUUUGAGUGGAACAGCUAUAAAAGAGCUGCCUUCAUCAAUCGAUGGUUUGGCAGCCCUUACUUCAUUGAUUCUCCAAGGUUGUAAGAAUCUUGUGUGUCUUUCUAGCACCAUUUGUAGUUUGAAAUUGCUGGAAUCUCUUGAUCUUUCUGGAUGCUUAAAUUUUGACAACUUGCCGGAGAACCUAGGGAAUCUCGAAGGUCUCAAGUAUCUUUCUUUGAGUGGAACAGCUAUAAAAGAGCUGCCUUCAUCAAUCGAUGGUUUGACAGCCCUUACUUCAUUGAUUCUCCAAGGUUGUAAAAAUCUUGUGUGCCUUUCUAGCACCAUUUGUAGUUUGAAAUUGCUGGAAUCUCUUGAUCUUUUUGGAUGUUUUUAUUUUUACAACUUGCUGGAGAACCUAGGGAAUCUCAAAGGUCUCAAGUAUCUUUAUUUGAGUGGAACAGCUAUAAAAGAGCUGCCUUCAUCAAUCGAUGGUUUGACAGCUCUUACUUCAUUGAUUCUCCAAGGUUGUAAGAAUCUUGUGUGCCUUCCUAGCACCAUUUGUAGUUUGAAAUUGUUGCAAUGGCUUGAUGUUUCUGGAUGUUCAAAUUGUGACAACUUGCCAGGGAACUUAGGGAAUCUCAAAGGUCUCAAGAUGCUUCGUUUGAGUGGAACAACUAUAAAAGAGCUGCCUUCAUCAAUUGAUGGUUUGACAGCUCUUACUUCAUUGAUUCUCCAAGGUUGUAAGAAUCUUGUGUGCCUUCCUAGCACCAUUUGUAGUUUGAAAUUGCUGGAAUGUCUUGAUGUUUCUGGAUGCUCAAAUUGUGACAACUUACUAGAGAAUCUAGGGAAUCUCAAAGGUCUCAAGAUGCUUUGUUUGAGUGGAACAGCUAUAAAAGUGCUGCCUUCAUCAAUUGAUGGUUUGACAACUCUUACUUCAUUGAUUCUCCAAGGUUGUAAGAAUCUUGUGUGCCUUCCUAGCACCAUUUGUAGUUUGAAAUUGCUGCAAUGGCUUGAUGUUUCUGGAUGCUCAAAUUUUUACAACUUGCUGGAGAACCUAGAGAAUUUCAAAGGUCUCAAGUAUCUUUAUUUGAGUAGAACAGCUAUAAAAGAGCUGCCUUCAUCAAUCGAUGGUUUGAUAGCUCUUACUUCAUUGAUUCUCCAAGGUUGUAAGAAUCUUGUGUGCCUUCCUAGCACCAUUUGUAGUUUGAAAUUGCUGGAAUGUCUUGAUGUUUCUGGAUGCUCAAAUUGUGACAACUUACUAGAGAACCUAGGGAAUCUCAAAGGUCUCAAGAUGCUUUGUUUGAGUGGAACAGCUAUAAAGGAGCUGCCUUCAUCAAUUGAUGGUUUGACAGCUCUUACUUCAUUGAUUCUCCAAGGUUGUAAGAAUCUUGUGUGCCUUCCUAGCACCAUUUGUAGUUUGAAAUUGCUGGAAUGUCUUGAUGUUUCUGGAUGCUCAAAUUGUGACAACUUACUAGAGAACCUAGGGAAUCUCAAAGGUCUCAAGAUGCUUUGUUUGAGUGGAACAGCUAUAAAGGAGCUGCCUUCAUCAAUUGAUGGUUUGACAGCUCUUACUUCAUUGAUUCUCCAAGGUUGUAAGAAUCUUGUGUGCCUUCCUAGCACCAUUUGUAGUUUGAAAUUGCUGGAAUGUCUUGAUGUUUCUGGAUGCUCAAAUUGUGACAACUUACUAGAGAACCUAGGGAAUCUCAAAGGUCUCAAGAUGCUUUGUUUGAGUGGAACAGCUAUAAAGGAGCUGCCUUCAUCAAUUGAUGGUUUGACAGCUCUUACUUCAUUGAUUCUCCAAGGUUGUAAGAAUCUUGUGUGCCUUCCUAGCACCAUUUGUAGUUUGAAAUUGCUGGAAUGUCUUGAUGUUUCUGGAUGCUCAAAUUGUGACAACUUACUAGAGAACCUAAGGAAUCUCAAAGGUCUCAAGAUGCUUCGUUUGAGUGGAACAGCUUUAAAUGUGCUGCCUUCUUCAAUUGAUGGUUUGACAGACCUUACUUUAUUGAUUCUCCAAGGUUGUAAAAAUCUUGUGUGCCUUCCUAGCACCAUUUGUAGUUUGAAAUUGCUGGAAUCUCUUGAUCUUUCUGGAUGCUCAAAUUUUGACAACUUGCCCGAGAACCUAGUGAAUCUCAAAGGUCUCAAGUAUCUUUCUUUGAGUGGAACUGCUAUAAAAGAGCUGCCUUCAUCAAUCGAUGGUUUGACAGCCCUUACUUCAUUGAUUCUCCAAGGUUGUAAAAAUCUUGUGUGCCUUCCUUGCACCAUUUGUAGUUUGAAAUUGCUGGAAUCUCUUGAUCUUUCUGGAUGCUCAAAUUAUGACAGCUUGCCGGAGAACCUAGGGAAUCUCAAAGGUCUCAAGAAUCUUCACUUGAGUGGAACAUCUAUAAGAGAGCUACCUUCAUCAAUUGAUGGUUUGACAACCCUUACUUUAUUGAUUCUUAAAGAUUGUAAGAAUCUUGUGUGUCUUCCUAGCUCCAUUUGUAGUUUGAAUUCACUUGAAGGGCUUGAUCUUUGUGGUUGCUCAAAUUUUGACAACUUGCCGGAGAACCUAGGGAAUCUCAAAGGUCUCAAGAAUCUUCACUUGAGUGAACUUCUGUAAAAGAGCUGCCUUCAUCAAUUGAUGGUUUGACAAUCCUUACUUCGUUGAGUCUUAACGAUUGUAAGAAUGUUGUGUGUCUUCCUUGCACCAUUUGUUGUUUGAAUUCAUUUGAAGGGCUUGAUCUUUGUGGGUGCUCAAAUUUUGACAUAGUGCCGGAGAACCUAGGAAAUCUCAAAGGUCUCAAGAAUCUUCACUUGGGUGGAACAGCUAUAAAAGAGUUGCCUCCAUCAAUUGAUGGUUUGACAACUCUUACUUCAUUGACUCUUAGGAGUUGCAAAAAUCUUGUGUCUUCCUAACUCAAUUUGUUGUUUGAUAUCGCUAGAAUGUCUUGAGAUUUCUGGGUGCUCAAGUUUUGAAUACUUGCCAGAGAAUCUAGGGAUUGUCAAAGGCCUAAAGAAGCUUGGUUUGAGUGGAACAGCUAUAAAAGAGUUGCCUUCAUCAAUUGAACAUUUGAUACACCUUACUUCAUUGACUUUGCUUGAUUGCUUUAAACUUGUGUGUCUUCCUAACACAACUUGUGGUUUUAAGUUCCAUGGCACUCUUGAUCUUUCUACAUGCUCAAGAUUCAUAAACUUGCCAGAGAUCCCAUGGAUAAUCGAAGGUCUAUUGAUGCUUGAUUUGAGUAAUAUAGUUAUAGAAGAGAUGCCUUCAUCAAUUGGCCGUUUGACUAACCUUAUUGCAUUGACUCUUAAGAUUUUGCAUAAAUCUUGUGUGCCUUCCUAGCACCAUUUGUAGUUUGAAAUCGCUUAAAUCUCUUGAUCUUUUUGGAUGCUUAAAAUUCAAAAACUUGCCAAAGAACAUAGGAAAUAUGAAAGAUUUGGAGGUGCUCAAUUUGUGUUGGACAUCCAUAAUCGAGUUUCCUUCUUCCAUUGUUCUCCUUAAAAAUCUCAAACAUCUAUAUAUUCGUGGAUGGAAAUUAUCUGAAUUUUUUUCGAAGUCAGCAAGUCUUGAGUUGAUGGACCCAUUAUUGAAUUUACCAUUUUCCCAGCCAACGAGUCCUCUGGAGUGCAUAGGAUUGCCGUCAUUUUUAUAUUCUUCCCUGCCAACAAGUCCUGUUUUAGUGGGCUUAUUAUUGCCUUCCUUAUUGGGUCUGCAUUCUUUAACAUAUUUGCAUAUUAAUGAUUGCGAUCUUUUGUCAAUCCCCGAUGACAUUGGCUGCUUGACAUCUUUAGAAUGCUUAAACCUAAGUGGAAAUAAUUUUGUUUCUCUUCCUGAAAGCAUGUCCCAACUCUUUAAUCUUCGAAGACUCUAUUUGGAGGGUUGCAAGAGGCUUCAAUCAUUGGGAAAGGUUCCGUCAACUAUUGAUUCUGUAAUUGCAAACGAUUGUAGCUCACUGGAGAGAUUGCCAGAACUACAAUUUUAUCCUUUUAUGUCAGAUCACUCCCUUUUCCAAUGUUUCAACUGCUUCAAAUUGGUUGACUAUAUUCAAAAUGGCAGUAACAUGCUUCAGGGACUACCAAAUAUUGUUAUUCCUGGAGGUGAAAUUCCAAAAUGGUUUAGCAAUGAGUUUCAGGGUGAUAAUAUACAAUUGUCUUUUCCUAGGUGUGAUGAGCUAAUGGGAAUUGUGUUGUGUGUUGUUUUUGUACCCAAUGGGUCACAUCAAUAUCAUAGAAAUUGGAAUUUUACAUGUAUUUUUCAGCUCAAUGGACUUAAGAUUGCAGAUUUCUCACAAUCUUAUUAUUUUACGACAAAAUAUGGUAGAAUUGAAUCACCUCAUAUUUGGCUGCUAUAUUUGUCCACUCACCAUUCCUCCAAUUGGGGCAAAAUAUGUAGUCGCAUUGAUGCCAAUGGAUUCAGUCAACUCAAGAUUCAAAUAUUUGCAGAGGUGGUGGAGAAAAUUGUGGUUCAGUUGGUAUACAAGCAAGACAUGGAAGAUCCCAAUCAAACCAUGGCGCAGUGCAUCAGCAACAACAGCACACUGUAUGAGGAUUUUGGUGUAGUACAUCAUGAUAUUGACAAUUCACCCAUAGAAAGUAGCAAAAUAAGCAAAGCCGUGAUGUGGAUGAUGGGGCUGGACCUAGUAGAGAAGGCUACUCUAAUGAGGAACCACAGCCAAAGUGGAUUCAAAGGGAAAUUUUCGACGACUUUGCCAUGGAAGGAGGGGAUCAAAUAUCCAAGAAGCUUGAAUCCAUUCAUGGAGGGAAGAAGGAUAUUUACCAAGACAUUGAAGAUCCCAAUCAAACUUUGACACAGUUAAGCAUUAACAGCAGGAAGCUCUAUGAGGAACUGGGUGAUCUCAGCCAUGAUUCUUACAAUUCAGCUGCAGAAGUUAGCAGAAAUAAGCGAAGACUUGAUGAGGAAGAUGGGGCUGAACCUAGCGGAGAAGGCUACUCUAACAAUGAACCACAUCCAAAGACUUGGAGGAUGUAUGGCUGAUAUUAGGAACGUUUCGAAUUCUUUGCCUGAGAGUGCUACUAUAAUGAGGAUCCACAGCCAAAGAGCAUUCAAAACUCAAAGGAUUAAUAGCUGAUUUUGAAGAAUCUAAUGAAAAUGACCUGGAAGGCUAAACGUUUGCUGUUCAUUACCUGUAAGUCAUUACUUUUCUUCCUACCAAUUUCAAAAUAUUGUGAUACUUGUACCUUAGUGGCACCUUUUGGCACUCACAUCCAAAUUGACCCAAACUCAAAAAUUAAUAUCAUGCCGUAUCACCUUUUUUUUUUUUUUUUUUUCAUGUGGGAAUAACACAAAUUUUUCUUGUUGGUGAACUUUUAUUUAAUUAAUGGAAUGAUUGGGUCAAACGUCUGAGAAGCUUGAAGCCUUUGCCAAAGUGGAUAGUUAGAAGAGCGUCAAUGUAGAAGUAUUAGCCAAGUAGCUAUGCUCCUCUCACACUCACCUUGGGCUCUUGCGAAAGUGGUCAAGGACCCAAAAUGCUCAAGCAUUUAAAUUAACUGUCAAUUGGCUCUUAUUAUUGAUUAAAUCUCUUCUUUUUUUUUUUUUUUUGGUGUCCUCCAAAUGUAAUGCUCUGGUAAACUUCUAAUGCAAUACAGAUAUAAAUCCUUCCUAUCAACCCCUUCUUGUUAACACAAAGUUACUAUCAAAUGGGUUGGAGAAGUAUAAUGGAAGCGAGAAAGGUUGCACAGUUGAGUUACUGUUGGAUGAUAGUGAUGGAAUACAGGUUAACAUCUGGGAAGAUAGGCAGCUGCUGACACCAAGUACAUUCAGGGUGGUUUUUCUCAGAAAUCCUCAAUCUGCAGCAAACUAUGUGUGUGACGUGCUGGAUGGUAAUGCAAAGACUUGCAGAAGGAUUGUUCUGGACAGUUUGUUCAUGCCACAAGAAGCUGUUAUCAUUCAAAGCAUUCCGUGAAAUUCUCAACAUUUUGAUUACAGUAUCUUUUGGGUGGGCGCAGAAAUUGGAGAUUUUCCAAUUUGGAUUGCAUAUGAUUUGUCAGACCAUGAGGCAGUUUCAGGUUUAGAAGAGGCUUCAAACAAUCACAGCUCAACAAUUAUGUGGAAGAAACUGUGGAAGGCUCGGGUGCCUAACAAGAUUGUUUUUCAUGGCCUGCUCUUCAGUUUAUCUUACCCACAAAGCCUCAUCUAUUUUCCAAAUGCAUCAUCUCGUUGGUAAUUUGUGAGCAGUGUAAUGAAGUUCCUGAAACCAGUUUACAUGCUUUGUGGUCUUGCCCAGACGCCAAAGGUAUGGCAAUUACUUUAAGGCAUAAACUUUAUCCCACACUAACCUAUAACUUGACUGAUCUAUUCUACUGGAUGCUGCACCACAAGAAUACUUUGUCACUGAAACUAUUUCCCACUCUGUCAUGGAAAUUAUGGCGCACAGAAAUGUAGAAAGAUUUGGGGAACCAGGAGUACAGAAAUCCACUUGGUAUAUAUAGGUAUGUUGAUGCAUGAACACUACUUGGCUGCAAAAUUUCGUCUGAGAUACUGCAGAAAAUACAUAUCCUAAUAUGGAAGCCCCCACAGUUACCUUACUCCAAGGUAAAUGUUGCAGUGAUUAGAGAUUUCAAUGUAAAUUUUGUUGCAGCUAAGGUUGAGGCGAUUGUGAGCCAAUGCUGGCUGGAGGCUCAUUUUGCAGGAUUCUGGCAUGUCCUACAAUUUUUUAACCAGCAGGGAAUUCAAGAGUUUCAACUUGAGAGCCACUUUAGUAUUGCCAAAUUGCCAUUGCUGCUUCUAACAUGGAUUCCCUGCUUCUAACAUGGAUUCCCUGCCGCCGCCGCGCCCACCCACCCUUCCACACCACACAAAAAAAAAUGACCUGAAAUGCUCUGUUCAACAAAGUGAAACUAGCAAUAUCUAAUUUCAGAUGCUGCGAGUUUAAUUUUGUGGACAAAAGUUGUAAUAAUGCUCCUCUAGUUUUAGCAGAUCUUGGAUGUAAAAAUUGCGCCACUGAGAUUUGGCUACUUGAUAAUUUUGUGAAAUGCAAUGUAAAUUCUGCCGCUUUUAUUUAAAA
Molecule: messenger RNA, 9327 nt
Organism: Quercus lobata
Lineage: Eukaryota; Viridiplantae; Streptophyta; Magnoliopsida; Fagales; Fagaceae
Product: receptor-like protein 11
Exons: 4
Coding region: 1488-4922 (1144 amino acids)
Source: RefSeq, a predicted model, not a curated record